AUGCCUGAGAACGGUUCCUUCGCCAACUGCUGCGAGGAGGGCGGCCGAGCGGAGAGCCGGGUCUGGACUGGGGCAAGAGGCGCCCGGCCCUCCGGGACCCCCCGGCCGCCCUGGGUGGCGCCCGCGCUGUCCGCCGUGCUCAUUGUCACCACCACGGUGGCCAUCGUGGGCAACCUCCUGGUCAUCCUCUCGGUGUUCGGGAACCGCAAGCUCCGGAACGCAGGUAAUUUGUUCUUGGUGAGUCUGGCAUUGGCUGACCUGGCCUUGUACCCCUACCUGUUAAUCCUCUUGGCCAUCUUCCACGACGGCUGGGCCCUGGGGGAGGCACGCUGCAAGGCCAGCGCCUUUGUGAUAGGCCUGAGCAUCAUCGUCUCCAUCUUCGACAUCAUCGCCAUCGCCAUUAACUGCUACUGCUACGUCUGCCACGGCGUGACCUACCACCGCAUCUACUGCCACUGGCACACCCCCCUCUCCAUCUACCUUGUCUGUCUCCUCACCCUGCUGGCCCUGGUACCCAGCUUCUUCGUGGGGUUCCUGGAGUAUGACCCACACAUCUACUCCUGCACCUUCAUCCAGACGGCCAGUGCCUGGUACCCGGUGGCAGUGGUGGUCAUCCACUUCCCCCCCAUCGCUGUUGUGUGCUUCUGUUACCUGCGCAUCUGGGUGCUGGUGCUCCGGGCCUGCAGGAAGGUCAGGUCGGAGAACAAUCCAUGCCUGUGGUCCAGUAACAUCUGAAGCUUUCUGACCACGUUCGUGGUGUUUGUGAUCUUUGCCAUCUGCUGGGCACCGCUGAACUACAUCAGCUUUGCUGUGGCCAUCGACUCAGAAGUGGCUCCCUAGGUCCCAGAGGGCCUCUUUGUCACUAGCUACUUCCUGGUUUAUUUCAACAGCUGCUUUAAUGCCAUCGACUAUGGGAUCCUGAACCAGAACUUCUACAGGGAAUACAAGAAGAUCGAGCAGGGGAGGCUGCCGGCGAACCUGCAGCGACCCAGGCCUGGGCUCGACUUGCCUGUGGCACAGGGUGUGGGAUGUGGAGGCUGUCACUGGAUGCAGCCUGGGGUGGACUUUGGGCCAGAGCCAAGAUUUCUCCAUGCCGACAAGAAGGGUAUCAUGGCACUUCCGCACCACAAGACCAUCAAAACCAAGUUCAAAUUUUACGAGAUCAGCAAGUGUCUCCAAGAUACAGAAGAGGAACAGCAACAAGGGACAGGUUUUGGGGAGAGAAUAAUGAUCAUGUGUGGGACACUAGAGCCAGUGGACAGCUGGAUGGAUCUGUCUGUCUGGAGCUCAGGUGAGAACUCCUGGCUGGAGAGAAUAGAUCUGGAGUUGCCAUUAUUCUAA
This is a messenger RNA of Mesoplodon densirostris (Blainville's beaked whale), 1341 nucleotides long. RefSeq names its product melatonin receptor 1B (gene MTNR1B). Gene Ontology annotation, molecular function: melatonin receptor activity. NCBI's taxonomy places the organism in Eukaryota, Metazoa, Chordata, Mammalia, Artiodactyla, Ziphiidae. Gene Ontology annotation, biological process: G protein-coupled receptor signaling pathway. Gene Ontology annotation, cellular component: membrane. The record is from RefSeq and is a predicted model, not a curated record.